GAUACAGAUUGAAAAAGUAGAAAAUAUUACAUAUGCUCUGUGCAGCACGAAAUACAUAAUUUAUCGUAUGCAUGUAAACAUGUGACGGAAUUUGAUCUUGCUGAUAAAAUCUUCACUGUGUAGGUAUAAAAAAUAAUCUUUUAUUGGGUAAUCUUGGAACAUGUCUUUCUUAAACCUUUAUUCGCUUUAAUAUUUAUCUGAGAUUUCUUUAUGGACUUUGGAGUAAGUGCAUUCUAUGAGGCCAAUUAUAGAAAAUAUUGCCUCAGUCUUUUAGAAACAUUUAAACAACUAAGACGUGCGUGAAAGUACAUAUAUAAGAAUUGAUUUCUUGCGGUUUUAUUUACGUUAAGAAGUACGUGCCGUUAUUGCAGAAAAUUACAUAACUUAUUAUUUUCUAAAUUAGAAAAUGAUGUUACAUUUCUUUAUAUAAACGAAUUAUUUUAUUAUUUACACAAUAUUAAUAAUAAUUCGUAACAACCAAAUACAGCUAUUUUAAGAGAGAAACAUGCAAGAAGUGAAAGUGUUAGAUGGUGGAUUUUCUACACAAUUAGCAACCUAUGUUGGUGAUAUAAUAGAUGGUGAUCCUUUAUGGACAGCACGAUUUCUUGUUACAAAUCCUAAAGCUAUUAUCUCUACACAUUUGGAUUUUUUAAGAGCUGGAGCUAAUAUAAUUCUUACAAACACUUAUCAGGCAUCUAUAGAUGGUUUUUUAAAACAUAUGAAUAUGACAGAGGAGGAAAGUCUUAAUUUAUUUUGUAAAGCUGUAAAUUAUGCUAAAAUAGCUGUAAAUUUAUACAAGAAAGAAAUAGAAAAUAAAGGAGAUAUUUUAAAUGAAAAUCCAUUAAUUGCUGGAUCUAUUGGACCAUAUGGCGCCUGUUUACAUGAUGCUUCAGAAUACACUGGUAAAUACUGCUCAACCGUAUUGAAAAAAUUUCUUAUGGAUUGGCAUAGGCCUCGUAUCAGUAAAUUGAUCGACUGUGGCGUAGAUAUAUUAGCGAUGGAAACAAUACCAUGCAAACAAGAAGCAGAAGCGUUAGUUAGUUUAUUAAAAGAAUUCCCAAAUGCUAAGGCUUGGUUGUCUUUUUCUUGUCGUGACGAUGGAAAGAAUAUAGCUGAUGGUUCUAACUUUCAAAGAAUUGCAAUACAGAGUUAUAAAAUGGCUUUACCAGGACAAAUAUUAGCAGUUGGCGUUAAUUGUAUCGCACCACGAUGUGUGAGUUCUUUAUUGAAAGGAAUUAAUGGACAUUCUAAACAAGAAUUUAUACCUUUAAUUGUAUACCCGAAUAGUGGUGAGAAAUAUACAGUAGAAACUGGUUGGAUGAAAAAGGAUGAAAGGGAUUCUUUACAUCAAUUUAUACACGAAUGGCUUAAUAUGGGUGUACGAUAUAUAGGCGGAUGUUGUAGAACACAUGCUGCAGAUAUAAAGAAAAUACGAGCAGAAGUGGAUAAUUGUCAGAAUAAAUGAAAAGUGCCUACAAUUUAUUGUACAUAUGUAAUAUAUAAAUAAUUUUAUGCAUUAUAUGUACUACAAUAUAAUAAGAAGGUAUUCUCAAUAAUCUAAAUGUAAAAUAUUUCUGUUAUAUAUUCCGUAAUGAAAGCAGUUUUUCUUAAGCAUAA
Molecule: messenger RNA, 1617 nt
Organism: Colletes gigas
Lineage: Eukaryota; Metazoa; Arthropoda; Insecta; Hymenoptera; Colletidae
Product: homocysteine S-methyltransferase-like
Exons: 1
Coding region: 506-1465 (319 amino acids)
Biological process (GO): S-methylmethionine cycle
Molecular function (GO): zinc ion binding; S-adenosylmethionine-homocysteine S-methyltransferase activity
Source: RefSeq, a predicted model, not a curated record